Messenger RNA from Aspergillus welwitschiae, 401 nucleotides. RefSeq lists its product as uncharacterized. The record is from RefSeq and is a predicted model, not a curated record. Bases 14 to 325 code for a protein of 103 amino acids. NCBI's taxonomy places the organism in Eukaryota, Fungi, Ascomycota, Eurotiomycetes, Eurotiales, Aspergillaceae. The transcript has a single exon.
GGGAAGGGGAAGAAUGGGCGCCCGCGUCGUGACUCUCACUUCUCGCGACAAGGCAGCAUACUCGGUUUGCUCCUCUACUUGCUUCACAUUGUUUGGUUGCCGGAUAUAUCUUUCUUUACACAUUAUUGUGCCCAGUCUUCGCUACCAGUCUUGUUCUGCCUACCUGGUGGGCUCCUCACCUGGUCUCGACGGGUCUACUGGCCAACGCGGUUCCGCCGUUCCCGAAAGCUUGAUCGGCCGGAUCGGUGCCUGGCAACUAUUGUCCUUGCCUCAUUGGAGGCUCAUCAUGCGCAAGUCUGAGUGUGCCCACCGUCUGCUUGAGUGACAGCACAGCCAGGCAGCAAGAUCGACCACCUGGCUGACUCGAUCAUCUUAAAAUAAUGUCGUGGUUCUUGUAUACU